UUCCCCGCCGCCGCUGCUCCCGGUUACGCCAGCCUUGCCAGCCGCCUCUCGCCCUCUGCCUUCGCCUCCGAUUCUGCGCACAGGAGCCCCAAAGCCUGUCAUUCUGCACGGCGGCACAGUUGUUGUCGGGUGGUUUUUGUGUGUGUGUGUGUGUGUGGUUUUUUUUUUUUUCUUAAAUAGAUAUAUUCUUCUUUUUUCCCCGCUCGGGUCGGCGAGCGAGUGGGGGGGAAAAACACCCCCCACGCACCCCAGCCCACGCAGAGAGCCAGCCGCGGCGAGGAGAGCGGCGCUGCCCACCCAACCACCCACCCACUCACCCCCCCACCCCCAGCCCAGCAUGGCUUCGGGGGACCUUUACGAGGUUGAAAGGAUUGUAGACAAAAGGAAGAAUAAAAAGGGCAAAUGGGAAUAUCUCAUACGGUGGAAAGGAUAUGGAAGCAAUGAAGACACAUGGGAACCAGAACAUCACUUAUUGCACUGUGAGGAAUUCAUUGAUGAAUUCAACGGACUGCACGUCACGAGGGAAAAGCGAACGAAACACGGGAAACAAGCCAACGUGCCCAAAUUUUUACGAGAAAGCCGGGGAUCAUCCCUGGACAAAAUAACCCACAGACCCUCAGACUCUGGGAAAAGCAAAGGACUCUCCCAUAAAAGGAAGCGUAUGACCCCCACUUUUCCAAAGCCCAAAAAAAGCUACGGAGCGAAAGCUGCCUCUUCCAACGACAGAGCUGCUAAAACCGUAUCGUACCGGACUACGCCCAGCGGCUUGCAAAUCAUGCCUCUGAAAAAGCCACACAACGGCUUGCAGAAUGGAGAUGCCCCUUUCGAGAAGGACUCUGCUCACUUGGGGAAUGGCUCUCAAAAGGCCAACGAGGAUCUGAAUGAACCUGAAGGAGAAGCCAACUUGGCCGGCGUUCUCGAAGUGAACAACGAGGCGCCCAUCAUGAAUGGUAUCGGUUCCUCUCUUGCCAAUGGAGGCCUGAAUCUUCACACCACUGUGAAACGGAAACUGGAGAGUGAAAAGGGUUACGUCUUCGAUAAGAGACUCAGGUACAGCGUGCGUCAGAAUGAAAGCAACUGUCGGUUUAGAGACAUUGUUGUACGCAAAGAAGAUGGAUUCACACACAUCCUCCUGUCCAGUCAGACCUCAGAUAACAAUGCACUGACUCCAGAGAUUAUGAAGGAAGUCCGAAGAGCCCUUUGCAAUGCAUCCGCUGAUGAUAGCAAGCUCCUGCUGCUCAGUGCCGUAGGCAGUGUGUUUUGUAGCGGCUUGGACUAUUCCUACCUAAUUGGAAGGUUAUCCAGCGACCGAAGAAAAGAAAGCACCCGGAUCGCUGAGGCUAUAAGGGAUUUUGUGAAAGCCUUUAUUCAGUUUAAGAAGCCCAUUGUGGUUGCCAUCAAUGGCCCUGCUCUAGGCUUGGGAGCAUCAAUUUUACCACUCUGCGACAUUGUGUGGGCAAGUGAAAAGGCCUGGUUCCAAACACCCUACGCAACCAUUCGGCUCACUCCUGCAGGCUGUUCAUCGUACACAUUUCCACAGAUAUUGGGCGUGGCUCUGGCCAAUGAGAUGCUGUUUUGUGGAAGGAAGCUGACAGCGCAAGAGGCCUGCAGCAGAGGUCUUGUCUCCCAAGUCUUUUGGCCCACCACAUUUGGGCAGGAAGUGAUGCUGAGAGUAAAAGAAAUGGCGUCCUGCAGUGCAGUGGUUUUAGAAGAAUCGAAAUGCCUGGUUCGGAGUUUCCUGAAAUCUGGCCUUGAAGACGUGAACGAGAAAGAAUGUCAGAUGUUAAAGCAGCUCUGGAGCUCUUCCAAAGGACUAGAUUCAUUGUUCAGCUAUCUCCAAGACAAGAUCUAUGAAGUUUGACAUUAUCGAAGGGAAAAAAAAUGAAGGGGCGUGUGGGGGGAGAAUGUUCUGGGAUCAAAGAGAUUUCAGAAUGUCUCUGGGUUUGAGAAGAAUCAUAUGAAAGCCAAAAACCAAGAUCCAGCAAAUCCUCCCGGAGGCUUUUGUAAGAGCAUAUCUAACAUCUCGGAGGUUGCACCAGUUUCCUUGUUGUAUUCAACGAUUCUUCCCAGCAGGAUGGAUUUUUCUUUGUGGAAGGGAAAGGCAGAUGUAUUGACUCAGCCUUUGGCAAGAGUUGCAUUUGAGGACCCAUGUGGCUGGAGAGAAACAUACAUUCCAUGUGCCAGAAGAAGCACCAAUGGUAACCCUUUAAGGCACACCACAAAUCUUACUUCUUUGGUCUUCUUAAUUUUUUUUUUUAAAUAUUAUUAUGAAUUAACUUAUUCCCAUUUCCUGUAAGCAGCUCUUGUCACAGCAUCUGUCCAAAUGGCUUCAGUUUAGAAUUCAGCUGUCCUAAAUCGUAUUUAUCUGGCUGGCCUGCUUGAAGAAGAUGUCCAUAUUUUCGGUUUGUUCCACCGUUAACAAUAGAAGAUGUGGCAUGUGGAGGAUAUAAUUUAUAAUGGCUGACAGAUAAAAGAAAAUAAUUUUGCCAAAACAAAAAAAAAAAGAAAAGAAAAACUUUCAAAAUACCCUACUUGCAUUGGAUGGCUUUCCCCCUUUUGGUUCAAUUUAUUUAAUUAAUUUAUUUGUGUUUGUGAGUCUCAGUGAUAUGGAUAUGAAUAUGGAUAUAUGGGUGUGUGCAGUGGUGGGAUUCAAGUAAUUUAACAACCGGUUCUCUGCCCUAAUGAUUUCUUCCAACAACCAGUUUGCCAAACUGCUCAGAAAGUUAACAACCGGUUCUCCCGAAGUGGUGCGAACUGGCUGAAUCCCACCACUCUGUGUGUGUGUGUGUGUGUGUGUGUGUGUGUGUGUGUGUGUGUGUGUACCCUGUUUCCCUGAAAAUAAGACAUCCCCUGAUAAGAAGCCCAAUCGGGCUUUUGAGCGCAUGCGCUAAAAUAAGCCUCCCCCCGAAAAUAAGCCCUCCCCGAAAAUAAGCCCUCCCCGAAAAUAUUUAAACACAGAGCUGGAAAUCAGGUAAGACGGCAAGAGGAGCCCAUCUUGCUCCAUGCGCCCCAAAAUAAUAAGACCUCCCCAAAAAUAAGGCCAAGCGCUUAUUUCGGGGCUCAAAAAAAUAUAAGGCAGGGUCUUAUUUUUGGGAAAACAUGGUAUAUACAGUAUAUAUACUAUACACACACAGCAUAUAUGAAGAAGCAUGUAUAUAUGCAUAUAUAUAUAUAUAUACACACACACAUCUCUGUGUAUGCAUAACACACACACUGUAUAUACAUACAUAAAGUGUGUGUGUGUGUGUGUGUGUGUGUAUGUAUGUCUAUUAAUUAUCAUUGUACUUACCUAGACUGGAUAGGCUUUGCACAUAUGAACGAUCUCCCUAAUUGUCUUUAAAAAGAUUGUGUUAUGUCAGCAAAGACAAAAGGCAAUGAAAUCAGAUAAUGCCCUGGAGUUUUUUAAAAAAGAACUCCAUCUGCGAUUCAUAUUCAGAAAUUGUCCUCCAAGAUGGGUCCUGUAUUUGAAUCGUCCUUAAAAGAAGAACAAUGUAGUGCCGAAACUGUGAGUGUAAUAACACAACUCCUCUUGAGAACUUGAGGAAUAGGGCAGGGUGUACCUUCUUCUUCUUCUUCUUCUUCUUCUUCUUCUUCUUCUUCUUCUUCUUCUUCUUCUUCUUCUUCUUCUUCUUCUUCUUCUUUUUUAAAUAUAAGAAAUGUUUACUAUCUUUUUUCUAAUCAGCCGAAAAGUAAUAACCAUAUUGCACCAACCUAGAGUAACAACAAAAGAAUGAAGAAUUCUUGCUGGCUUAGAGGCUACCCCUCACCUCUGAGAAGUGGUCUAAAAUUCUUAGGGAUGUCUUUGAAAAUGCUGCUAUUAGAGAUUCUGGAUUUCCUUUUAUUGUCCAGGAAUUGAUAGCUCUCCUUCCCAUUAGAAAAAUGCAGAAAGACAGAGUUUUUCCUUUGGCUCGUUCUGUGCUCCUUCGCUCUUAGCAUCUGACCCCAAUACUUCCUGGAAGCCCUGCAGAGAUUUUUCUGUAAUUGCAUCGAUUUAACACCUCAUACUGCCUGUGAAAUCCCCUGGAGAAGUAAUGGAAGGACUCUUCGCUUUUUAAGUCGGCCAGGCCUGACCAAGGUGCAUUAAAAGGAGAACAGUGACAUGAAUGAGCUGCUUUAUGAGAUGGCCUCCCAUUUUCCAGCUACAAAAAUUGCAGAGGAAAAAAAAAAAGGGGAAAGAAGAGAGUUAAAUAUCUCUAGGCUUAAGUCCAUUUCACAAAUUCUUGACUUCCAUGAGUUUUCUUAAACGUUUUGGUGGUUUUUCAUUUUUCUUCUGUUUUUCUUUUUUGUCUGGCAUCGUUUCCGUUUAAGUUCAAAUUCUUAUUAGGUGUUAGAGCAGGGGUGUCAAACUCGAUUUCAUGGAGGGCCGCAUCAUGGUUGUGUUUGAUCUCGGUGGGGAGGCAGGGGGGCAUGGCCAUGGUGGGUGUGGCCAGCUUGACAUCACUCAUGUCUGGGAUGCCUGUGGCGGCCCGAGUAUUCUGCCAGUGGAAACGGGCUCCUGAGCUCCGUUUUCAGCUGCGACGGCCUCCUGCAACCCUCUGCCAGCAAAAGCGGAGCUCAGGAGAAGCUGCACACGGCUCUCCUAGCUUCGUUUUUGCUGGCAGGGGCAACGCGGGCCAGUCCUUCGCUGUUUCCAGGGAGGCCCCAUGGGCCAGAUCUAAGCACCCUGCAGGCCAGAUCCGGCCCCCGGGUCUAGAGUUGGACACCCCUUUGUUAGAGCUUCCAAAUGGGAUAUUGAAUUCUAGGGAAGAGAAUAUUUGUAGCUCAGGGUUGAACUAUGGAGUCCUUGGUGCUCUCUGAGCUUGGUUGUUGUUGUUGUUUUUUUUGUAGGCAUUUCAUGACCCAACCAGGUAACAUCAUCAAUGGUGUUGAUGUGAUAUUGAAUUCCUGGAGAUGGGAGAGGACUUCCUUUGUUGAAUUUGUUUUUUAAAAAAAUGUGUUUAUAUAGCAAACGUUCCUCUUGGCAGGAAAUCUCUGCAAAAUUCUUACAAAUCAGUGCACACUCUGGCUUCAAGCAUCAAACCAUGUUCUUACCAGAAUGCAUUGAACAUAUAAACCAGGAUUUUCAGGGACGGGGAAAUGCUUCUCUUAUUCUUUGCUACGGAUGGCAAAGAAUCUCAACUAAUUCAUAAACCUUUUGCUUCUGGAGUCCAGCUGUUCUGGACUCUAGGGAUAAAAUCCUAGAGGUAUAUAAUACCAAGCAAAUGAAAACCAUGGGGGAAAAAAUAUAUGGGAACGUGUUCAUUUAUUGAAAUGAUAUUUUUCAAAAUGAAGUCCAGUUCCUCUUCCAGAAAUGAAUAGUUAAUGAACUAGCAGGAAAAUGUUCCCACACUGAAACUUCCUUUGAAUGGGAAGAAUUCUUGGGAUUCAAAACUUCUGGAUUUCCAAGUAAACCUGAUUUUGAAACGUUAAUUUUUUUCUACCGCUUUUUCAACAUAUUCUUAUUUUUACAUUUCGGUAGCUGAAAAAUGCCAAAUAUAAUUCCUUCAUUAAAAAAAAAAUCAAAUUCUAAAUCUCAC
Molecule: messenger RNA, 5516 nt
Organism: Pantherophis guttatus
Lineage: Eukaryota; Metazoa; Chordata; Lepidosauria; Squamata; Colubridae
Gene: CDYL2
Product: chromodomain Y like 2
Cellular component (GO): nucleus
Molecular function (GO): transcription corepressor activity
Source: RefSeq, a predicted model, not a curated record